Messenger RNA from Eleginops maclovinus (Patagonian blennie), 10924 nucleotides. It is a transcript of the gene vps13a, whose product is annotated as vacuolar protein sorting 13 homolog A. Gene Ontology annotation, biological process: autophagy; protein retention in Golgi apparatus; protein targeting to vacuole. Lineage: Eukaryota; Metazoa; Chordata; Actinopteri; Perciformes; Eleginopidae. Gene Ontology annotation, cellular component: extrinsic component of membrane. The transcript is spliced from 76 exons. The record is from RefSeq and is a predicted model, not a curated record. Bases 76 to 9876 code for a protein of 3266 amino acids.
UCCUAAUCUGGCGACUAGGCGACAAACCCUGACAGAAUGUAAACAUGGUUACAAAUAGAUGAGAUUAACGCCAACAUGGUCUUCGAAAGCUUGGUGGUAGAUGUCCUCAAUCGAUUUUUAGGGGACUACGUUGUCAACCUUGACAGCUCACAGCUAAAGCUUGGCAUAUGGGGAGGUGAUGCUGUUCUUAGAAAUCUUGAAAUAAAGGAAAAUGCCUUGAGUCAACUUGACAUUCCUUUUAAAGUGAGAGCCGGUCAUAUAGGACGGCUUGAGCUGAAGAUCCCAUGGAAGAACCUGUACACACAGUCUGUAGAGGCUACACUGGAUGGGGUGUAUCUGCUUAUAGUCCCCACAGCGAGUAUAAAGUAUGAUGCAGAAAAGGAGGAGAAGCAGCUACAGGAAGCUCGUCAGAGGGAGCUACAGCGGAUAGAGGAGACAAAGCUGAAGGCUGCUGAACAAGAGAAUCCAGAUAUUGAAAAACAGGACACGUUUGUAGAGAAGCUUGUAACUCAGGUCAUCAAAAACCUGCAAGUUAAGAUCUCUAACAUCCACGUACGCUAUGAAGAUGAUGUCACCAAUCCAAACUGUCCUUUGUCAUUUGGAGUGUCACUUAAAAACCUCAGCCUUCAGACAUGUGAUGAGAAAUGGAAUCCAAGACUGUUGGAUGAGAAUUCCCGACUUUUCUUCAAGUUGGUUCAACUAGACAACUUGUUUGCCUACUGGAAUGUCAACUCUUUACUCUUCUCCAAUCACAAUGCAGAGGAAGCCUUGCAAUGUCUGCAGAGCAGCAUCGAUGCAAACAACUCUCUUUCCAUCAGCCAUGACUUCAUUUUUCGUCCCAUCUCAGCGGCCGCUAAACUGCGGAUGAAUCCCAGGUCGGAUGUGGACUUUUCCUCUCCCAAAGUGGACCUGAUGGUCAAUCUCAGUGAGGUGGCCAUUGAACUCAACAGACCCCAGUACAUUAGCAUCCUGGAGCUGCUGGGAUCAGUGGAUUUGAUGUCCCGCAAUCUGCCGUACAGGAAGUACAGACCUGAGGUCCAGGUUCACAAAAAUGCCUGCAUAUGGUGGAAGUACAUGAUCACAAGCGUCCUAGAGGUGGAUGUAAAGCCUCGUCUCCACAUGUGGUCCUGGCAGCACAUUCGCAGUCACCGGCAGACGAUCAAGUAUUACAGAGAGCUGUACAAGACCAAAAUCACCUGCAAAAAACCCAGCGAGGACCUGCUCAAGGCACUACAGAGGCCUGAGAAGACCUUGGAUAUUUUUAACAUCACGUUGGCCAGACAGCAGGCUGAGGUGGAGGCAAGCAAAGCAGGUCUACGGAUUUACCGUCCAGGGCUAAAGAUGGAGGAGGAGGAGUCUCAGGGUUGGUUGAACUGGAUGUGGAAUUGGGGAGGAGAGGCCGAAACAGAAACAAAAGAGCUCAAGACUGGAGGUUUUGAUGAGCUGUUAACUUCUGCUGAGAAAGCCAAACUCUACACUGCCAUUGGAUACAGUGAUACCGUUGCAAAUCCCAACCUGCCAAAGAAUUUUGAGGACAUGAAGGUCAAUUUCCACAUGGAGAGGCUGUCUGUGUCCAUCAAAGACAACCAGGACAAAGAUGAGAUCAUCAGGCUGACUGUGGGGGAGCUCAAGUCCACACUCACUCAGAGACCUGGAGCACAAGCCAUCAAAAUCACAGCCCAGCUUAGUUUGUUCGAAGUCACCGGCCUGGCCAGUAACCGGCCCGCACCAACACUCCUGUCCUCAAGGAAGGCUGCCACAGGAGCGGGGACCCCGCUGCUCUGCAUCCUGUUUGAGACCAACCCGCUGGAUAACAGCGCUAACCAACGGCUUCAUGUGGAAUCACAACCCUUGGAGAUCAUCUAUGACGCUAUAACAGUGAACGGCAUGUCAGCGUUCUUCAUGCCCCCUGAUGACCUGCAGCUGGAUGAGCUCACCAACGCAACCCUCAUGAAACUGGAGCAGUUUAGAGACCGCACUGCCACCGGUCUGAUGUAUGUGAUCGAAACACAGAAGGUUUUGGACUUGAAGGUGAACCUGAUGGCCUCCUAUGUCAUCAUUCCACAGACCGGCUUUUACAACGGCACUCAGAACCUCCUACUGUUGGAUCUUGGACAUUUCCAGAUGUCCAGUCAAAGCAAGAAGAAUCUGCCACAGCUGUCAGUUUGCACCAGCAACAUCAAGGACAUCAUUUCCAGAGCAUACGACAGCUUUGACAUACAGCUUACUAACCUGCAGUUCCUUUAUAGCAAACCAGAUGGGGACUGGAAAAUGGCUCGCAAGCAGAAACAGUCACCACUGCACAUUCUAGAGCCGGUGGAUCUAACAGUGGUAUUCAGCAGGGCGAUGGUCGUCAAAGACUCCCGCAUGGCAAAGUACAAGUUGUACGGCGAGCUCCGCCUGCUGUCGCUUCGUAUAUCUGAUGUUAAACUUCGAAAUGUUCUGGAGCUGGUUGACAGUAUCCCGCUCCCUGAGAGCAAACCUGCAGCAAACAGCUCUGCAAAGCCAAAGCAGUCUUUCACCCCACAACUCACUCCCAGAAGACCUCUGAACUUAGCCGACCAGCGCUCCUCUCUCAUGUUCGAGUCAUGUGAAACCAUCAGCAUCACCUCGUUGGGUUCAGAGGAAGAUUUGUUUUACGAUGCUCCCAGCUCUCCUGUCGGGGAUCGACCAUUCUUCCCAGAUAAUCCGAUGCCGCUGCGCUACGCACACUCAAACAGAAGUAAAAGUUCAGAAGCUCAGAAGAACAUGACUGACCUCUCCUUGAAAUUUGAAAUCAAUCAGUUUUCUGUUCAGUUGUGUCGACUUUCUGGAGAUCAGGAGGUCACGGUGCUUCACUUGGACAUAGAGGUUCUGGGCACUGAACUGACACUACGCACCUUUGACAUGACCUCUAACACCUACCUACGGGAAAUCUGCCUCAAGUGCCCUGAAUACAUGGAUUCUGAAGAGAGGCAGGUUCAGCUCAUCACCACUCUGGAUAACUCAGAGGUGGACCUGCUCACCCUGGAUUACAUUAAAGCUGAUAGGAAUGGCCCUGAGUUCAAGUCCCAACACAACAACACAGAGCAGCUCAUCAAGGUGACCUUCUCCUCCCUGGAUGUUCAUCUACAUACAGAGGCUCUCCUCAACACCAUGAACUUCCUCAACAACCUCCUCCCUCCAUCCACGAAAAAAGAGGGAGUGCAGGAGGAUCUCCCCACCAUUCCUGAGGAAGAAGAGGCAGAGAAGGAAGAAGAGAAGAAGGAAGAAACUACUGUUAUGAAGAAAAAAAGUACAAAGCCUUCCAAGUUUGCAGAUGUGGUGAACUUGCAUAUCAGAGCUGAUCUCCGCUGUCUGAAGGUUUUCAUUCGGGGACAGAAAGCCAGGAUCUCUGAGAUUAGUAUUGAAGGUCUGGUUUCUGAGGUUCUGAUGAGGAAAAAGGGAAUGGAGGUUCUGGCCAACCUGAAAAACAUUGUGAUCCUAGACUGCGACAAAGAUGCACUUUACAAGAAGGCUGUGUCUAUAGCAGAUGAGGAAGUGUUUGCGUUCCGUAUGGUAAACUAUACGGACGCAACAGAAGGAGACGCCUAUCUGGACAUGUCUAAUGUUGACACUGCCGUCACGCUGACUGUGGGAUGCAUCCAGGUCAUCUUCCUCAACAAGUUUGUGUCCUCCAUUCUGGCAUUCAUUAAUAACUUCCAGGAGGCUAAAGAGGCUCUGGCUGAGGUGACAGUCCAGGCCAGAGAAAAAGCAGCGUCAGGUGUGAAGGAGCUAGCCGAGCGCAGCACUCGUAUCGCUCUGAACGUCCACUUCAACGCACCGGUCAUCUUCCUGCCUCAGUCCUCCUCUUCCUCCAAUGUCAUUGUAGCUGACCUUGGACUGCUGUCUGUCAAGAACCGCUUUGCCAAGCAGCCCUCUAAAAGUGAUGCCAAGAUCCCACCUGUUGUGGAUAUAAUGACCGUGAGGCUGACUGACCUCAAGAUGUACAGGACGACAUAUAUAGAUGGGGGUUUCCAGGGAGAGACCCAGCUGUUAAUGCCAGUCAGCUUGGACUUAGAAGUGCAAAGAAAUCUUUCAUCCAACUGGUACCACGGCAUACCUGACAUAGAGAUCACCGCUCAUCUAAAACCCAUCGGUCUGAUCCUCAGCCAGGAUGACAUGACGGUGGUCCUGAGGACUCUGAGUGAGAACCUGUCAGAGAAGUCUGAUGCUGUUCCACCUCCAGCUCUUCCACCCACCCCUGAUCAAUCCUCCGACACUGUAUCUAACAAAGAGUCCAUGGGCUCUGGAACCACCGGACCAGCAAGCAGCAACACAGUUGUGACGGCUGCUGUUGUCGAGCCCAGCAAAAGCAGCAAACUGAAGAGCACGCUCAAACUAGACUUCAAGUUCGACUCAAUGACCCUUGUCUUGUAUAGCCCUAAUGGGAAUACGAUGCUUACGCUAGAUUCACAUGAUGAUCAGCUGAAGUUGGCAGAGUUUACUCUGGGCACCAUCUCCACCUCCGUCCACAUGUACUCCGACAGCUCCAUGAAGGCCUUAGUACGACUGGCUGCGUGCCUUCUAGAUGACAAGAGACCCAGAAUCAAGAUGGUCACCCCGAGGAUGAUUGCAAUGCGUCCUGGUUCAGAACAGAACAUGAUGGUGGAGGUGAACUACCGUCAGGGCCGUGACGGCACCACUCUGGACACGGUGGUGCAGGACGUGUACCUGUGUGCCAGCAUGGAGUUCCUUCUCACGGUGGCAGACAUCUUUCUCAAGGCCACCCAGCAAGGGUUCGCUCAAGCGCCACAACCCAAGACCAGUUCUGGAGUCGGAGAGAGAAAGAAUAUAAACUCCUCUACCACAUCUAAAGAGUCCACUGUCGCUCCAGCUGUGGUUUCAAAGACCGAGAUGAAUGUUGUGGUGCGCAACCCGGAGAUUGUGUUUGUGGCUGACCUGACACGCGCUGACGCUCCAGCCCUGGUGAUGACCACGCAGUGUGAACUAGUGAUGAAAAGUGGUGCAGAGGGAUCACAGAUGACAGCUGUUAUAAGGGAACUCAAGGUAGUGGCGUGUCCAUUCUUGAGAGAGAAGAGGAAACACAACGUGACGACGGUGCUGCAGCCGUGUCAGGUGUUCUUCAAGAGUUCUCAAUCCCUCAACUCCGCUCAGGCUAUGGAGGUCUCCAUCAGUGCUUUAACAUUAAAGGUAUCUCCAAUCAUCAUCAACACAGUGAUGACCAUCCAGUCUGCGCUGACUCCCACAGCGGAGACCCCCGAGGAGCUGGUCAGCCCUGUCCCUGUGAACCUGUGGGAGAAACGGGGCUGGAAGGAGCUAAAAUUUUGGUUCCUAGAAGAAGAAGGGGAUGAAUACCCAAAGUCACUGACGCCACUGAUACCAACGGGAGAGUCAUUACAGGUGGCCAUCAAAUCGAUCUGUAUGACUCUGGAGGCUGGAGUGGGACACCGCACUAUCCCCAUGCUUCUGAUCAAGUCCUCCUUCCAUGGAGACGUGACAAACUGGUCCACACUUAUCAACUUACACAGCGCGCUCAACCUGGAGGUUCACUAUUACAACGAGGUGCUGGGAGUGUGGGAACCGCUGCUGGAGCCCUUAGAAGACGAGAAAGACAGUUUUAAAGCAUGGACACUUGAACUGAAGAUGAAGAAGAAGCCAGUGAACUACACAGGUUCAGACGAGGUGGAUUUUAAUGUCCCAGACUAUAAGACAGUCAUUGUUGUCAGCAGUAAAGACCAGCUCAACAUCACCCUCUCCAAAUGUGGGCUGGCCAUGUUGAGUAACUUGGGCACGGCAUUUGCAGAGGCUGCCAAACAGACGGCUGACUCCUUCCAGAAGGAUGAAGCUCCCUUCAUAGUGAAGAACCGCCUCGGCCUGCCAGUGUCCGUCCGCCACAGUGAGAUGUUUUGUCCCAUCGGCCAGCAGAGCACCAACCGCACGGUGGAGCUGCAGGAUGGGCAAACGCUCGGGAUGGACUAUUUCACCACAACAGACACAGACCAGUUCUCAGCUAUGAUUUCCUUGAGUGGAAAAGAGUAUUAUAUAGAGCCCACUCCUAUGGGUCACACCUCAGCCAGCGUGAUCCCCCUGAUCAAGGUGGGCCAGGGGAUGUACAGCGUGAUGCACAAAGACUCAGGAGUCACUCGUUUCCUGGUCUGUCAGAUUUACACUGUGGAGGGCAGCAAGUACGUCAAGAUCCGCUCUCCAUUCCAGAUCAUCAAUCAUUUCUCAAUCCCAUUCAAAGUUUUUGAGGGAACAACAUGUCUGGGUCAAGCUCUCCCUACUGAAGAGUUCUGUGUGCCUUUGGACUCAUAUAGGUCUGAGCUGAGUCUUCAGCCGAUAACAGAGGACGACACCAACGAUCAGGAGGAGCAGUAUGAGUGCUCAGAGGGUUUCAGCUACGAAGACGUCAACAACCAUGAGCCUGACACGCGCCUGCAGCAGACCUGCCGUCAACGUGGAGAUCAGGGCGGUGUUCUGAUGGUCAACAUGGUGCCAUCGAGAGAUGCUGUGACAUUCAAACACACUGGACUUGUUGGGGAGAACUUCGAUGUUCCCUUUGUGCUUCAUCUGUGGCCUUCCAUCCUGCUGCGCAACCUGCUGCCUUACCCCAUCUCUUACCAACUGAAGGACAGUGGUGUCUCUGCCCCUGAGGCCACUCUGAACCAGGGCCACUCUGCCCAGCUUCACACUGCGGUCAUCAACCAAUCAAGUCUCAAUCUGUGCCUACUGAACUACUUGGAUCAGGACUGGUCUUCUGAGUACAGUCUCAACAGUGACCAGGAAGAGAUUACCUUCAUAGUGUUCCAGUCUCUACGAGAGUAUGGCGAAGAGGAUGGUGAAGAUACGGAGAGGAAGAGACCUGAGUUGGACAUAGCAGUGCAUGUUGAAUAUAACCAGGGACAAACGGUGGUGGCUAUCCACUCUCCGUAUUGGAUGAUGAACAAGACAGGCAGGUUGCUGCAGUACAAGGCCGACGACAUCCACCGGAAACACCCACUGGACUACGACAUGCCUCUGCUCUUCUCGUUCAAGCCUCGGUACUUCCUGAAAAACAAUAAGGUCCGUCUCAUGAUAUCAGACAGUGAACUCUCUGAUGACUUCUCCCUGGAUACCGUUGGUAGCUAUGGAGAUGUGAAAUGUAAAGGCCGAUACAAAGACUACUUGGUUGGUGUGAAGAUUGACGCGAGCAGUUUCAGUCUGACCCGCAUCGUGACCUUCGUGCCAUUUUACAUGCUGGUCAACAGAACCAAGCACAGCGUCUUCAUAUGUGAAGAGCGGCAGGACAACUGGACCGAAGCUAAGCCCUUACAGUCAGCCAUUCCCUUUUGGCCUGAGAACGACGCCAAGCGGCUGAAGAUCAAAGUGGAAGGUUGCUUGUUGCCUCCUCGAACUAUUGACUUCACACGACAAGAAAACUGCCUGUUGCUGCAUCUGGACAACUCUGUGGGUGGGAUCACUGUAGAUGUGAACUUGUCUGAGCACUCGGCCACAAUCCGCUUCUCUGAGUAUCACGAUGGCGCAGCCCCUUUCCUCAUCAUCAACAACACAAAAGACCAGACACUGCAGUUUCAUCAGAGCGCUCGGAAACAAUCGUGGGUGGCUGAUGAGCUACUCGACCUCUCCUUCUCAGUGGAGGAGGACAGCUCUCAGGCGGAGGCAGAGCACGAGGUGCUGGAUGCUGGGAAAGCUGUGCACUACACCUGGACUGAACCCACUGGGUCCCGAGAGCUUUGCUGGAAGUGCGGUACUUACAGUGGGAAGCUGAAGAGUGAGGAGGACCUACGGGAGGACAUGAACAAUAAGGGGAAACUAUUUGUGAUCUCUUUCUAUGAAGGUCUUCAGCGAGUUGUGCUCUUCACCGAGGAGGAACACAUCUACAAGCUGCUCUGUGAGAACGAAAAGGCACAGCUGGCCGAACAGGAAAUCAACCUGUCGCUACAGAACGUGGGCGUGUCUCUGGUCAACAAUAACAGCGGCCAGGAGGUCUCCUUCAUUGGGAUCACAAGCUCUGAUGUUGUGUGGGAGUUGAAGCCUAAGAAGAAAAGUCGGUGGAAGACUAUGAGCACUAAAGAAGCUGAGAUGCUGGAGAUCAGUUAUAAAGAGUACAUGGAUUCUGGACCCGUAGACCACGCCAUCGUUGACCUGGAAAACAACUUCCAGGUGUCCUUUACUCCUAAUGGCAUGGAUAUGCGGAUGAUGCAGCCGUGUGAUGCUCCUCUCAGGAGGAGCUUCCUGCCUGGAGUGAAGGUGGAGUACAGCAUCUCUCCACGACAGAGAGCCUACCGUGUCCAGAUCCACCGCAUUCAGAUCCAGAACCAGCUGCCCGGAGCUAUCUUCCCGUACGUGUUCUACCCUGUGAAACUGCCUAAAUCUAUCACCAUGGAUGCAGAACCCAAACCUCUAACUGACAUCAGCAUUGUUACCAGAGCAGCAGGGCACUCUGACAUCUCACGCAUCAAGUACUUUAAGGUGUUGAUUCAAGAAAUGGACCUAAAGCUCGAUCUGGGCUUCCUGUAUGCCAUCCUGGACCUGUUCACACCUGAGAAUGCCAGCAUCAUGAGCUCACAACAGGAGGUGGAACUGUUUGAGAAGGACAUAGAGUACAUAAAGACAGAACUGAACCACGUCUCUGCUGCUGACACCUCUCCUAUCAGCCUCUACGAGUACUUCCACAUCUCCCCCAUCAAGCUGCACCUGAGUUUCUCUCUAAGUACGGGAGGGGAAGACGGCAUGAAGGAGAAGAGAGACAAGGAACUCAUUCCUGUCCAGUCCCUGAACCUGCUGCUGAAGAGUAUCGGUGCCACUCUCACAGAUGUGCAGGACGUCGUCUUCAAGCUGGCCUUCUUUGAGUUGACCUUCCGGUUUUGUACCACCCAGCAGCUACAAUGGGAGGUCAUCAGGCAUUAUUCCAAGCAGGCUAUUAAACAGAUGUAUGUGCUGGUGCUGGGCCUGGAUGUACUUGGAAAUCCUUUCGGGCUGAUCAGAGGACUGUCGGAGGGAGUGGAAGCCUUCUUCUAUGAGCCGUAUCAGGGAGCCAUCCAGGGGCCCGAGGAGUUUGUUGAAGGAAUGGCUCUGGGGGUGAAGGCUCUGGUGGGAGGAGCUGUAGGGGGUAUAGCAGGUGCAGCCUCCAGGAUCACAGGAGCCAUGGCAAAGGGUGUCGCUGCCAUAACGAUGGACGAGGAGUACCAGCAGAAAAGAAGAGAAACUAUGAACAAACAACCCAGUGGCCUGAGAGAGGGGCUGACCAGAGGGGGGAAGGGAUUAGUGUCUGGUUUUGUCAGUGGCAUCACAGGCAUCGUCACCAAACCUAUCAAAGGAGCACAGAAGGAGGGUGCAGCAGGCUUUUUUAAAGGUGUUGGGAAAGGUCUGGUUGGUGCUGUAGCGAGACCUACAGGAGGCAUUAUUGACAUGGCCAGCAGUACUUUCCAAGGGAUCAAGAGAGCAGCAGAGACAUCACAAGACAUUGCCUCUUUGCGACCGCCACGUUUCAUUCACGAGGAUGGAGUCAUACGCCCAUAUAAGGAGAGGGAGGGCAUCGGCAGCCAGAUGCUGCAGAAAAUUGAGAAUGGACGUUUUGCCAAGUACAGAUACUUUGCUCAUGCCAAGGUCAAUGAUUCAGACUUCUUCAUGAUCACCAAGAGGGGAAUAUUUUUUGUGACCAAAGGUACGUUUGGCCAGCUGACCUGUGAGUGGCAGUAUCUGUUUGAAGAGUUCACCAAGGAUCCGAUGAUCGUCGAGGACCGCCGACUUCGCAUCGAGGCCAAGGAGAGAGUAAAGUCCGUCUUUCAUGCCAAGGAGUUUGGGAAGAUCAUAAACUUCAAAACUCCUGAGAUCGCUACAUGGGUUCUGGCCCGAUUGGACGAUGCAAGAGAGAGCUUGCAAAAAUACUGACCAACGAAGAAGAGCGAGAAACGAUAAAGAAAGAACACCACACAAAGUCUGUGUGUGUCAGUGCCUUUGUUCUUCACCGCAUGCUCAUGUUGUUUACCUCCCUGUGUGAGUCCAAGUAUACCAUGCUGUAUGUUGGUGUGUGUCGGGGGUGAGGGACUGUAUGAUAGUGUGUAUGUGUGCAUGCUUACAAAAGUGCUAUAUAGACGGCUGACGUACAUUUAUUUACCACAGAAGCUCUGAUCUCACUGAACCAAACUCAAUACACUGUCUUCGCUCUGACUUUUUGGGGGGGAUUUUUAUUUUAUUAAAACUGACGCACAUUUAAAAAUACAGCUUAUCUGCUUGGGUCUGAAUUAAUUAAUAUUAAGCAUAUUAAAGUUGUGUUAUACAUGCUAGAAAAACAGCCUAAAUGACAUUGAAGCCAAAUCAACCACAGUUGUAGCACAUUUAAUGUUGUAUUUGUUGUUUUUUUUUACUGGAUUAUAUAAAAGGGAAACUAAUUUAAAUUUGAGAAACACAUAUACUUCAAGUUGUGGUCAAACUACUGCUUUCUUUUACUCUUACACUCUCCAUUUUCCUCGUUUUUUAAUACAAGAUGAAGACUUUUCGGUGUGUGAUUGAGAGCCGCAUGCUAUUUUUAUAUCCUUAUGUAUCGAUCUGCUGUAUAUUAAUCUCAUAUGGUAUCUGUAUAUAUUCAUCCUCGCACACUAGUCUGUAUCACGGCGUAACAGAUUGUAAUUUUGUGAUUUUUAUGUUUUUAUACCACACAUAUGCAAUGCCAACUAUGUUGAUGAUGAAUUAUGCAGAGGAAAGUAUAUUUAAAAGAAAUGAAUGCUAAUUAUUAACAGCUGCUGUUUACUUGGAUGUAUAUUUUAAAGGAUUGAUUUGGGUUUGGGGUGCAUUGCAAUUUACUGUAAUACAACUAGAUAUUAACAGACUUAAUAUUUCUUUUGCCAUUAAUGUGUGUUGUUUUGAGCAUCAAGUGUUCACUACAGUGGUUUCAUUUUUCCCCCAAUGUUCUCAAAAAAUAAAAUCUGUUUCAAAUGUA